Penicillium brevicompactum is the source of this 633-nucleotide messenger RNA. Its product is annotated as sugar O-acetyltransferase. Gene Ontology annotation, molecular function: acetyltransferase activity. The record is from RefSeq and is a predicted model, not a curated record. The coding region runs from base 1 to 633 and encodes 210 amino acids. The transcript has 3 exons. Lineage: Eukaryota; Fungi; Ascomycota; Eurotiomycetes; Eurotiales; Aspergillaceae.
AUGGCGUCAACAGAGCGAGAGAAGAUGCUUCGUGGGGAGCUCUAUUGCGCCUUCACCCCAGACCUGAUUGCUGCUCGAACACGCUGCAAGUGGGCCUGCAAUCGGUUCAAUAGGACCGAUGAGGCACCUCGACGUCAACUUGUCGAAUUGUGGAAAGACAUCACCGAAGACAACACACCUCUGCCACCACCACUGGAUGAUCCAGUUGCCGAUGCUGCUCUUCUCGAACGGGAGCCCUGGAUUGAAGCCCCCGUGAAAGUUGAUUACGGGUUCAACGUCAAGCUUGGGGAAGGUGUCUUUAUCAACUUCAACUGUGUAUUCAUCGAUACCUGCCCUAUCAUCGUUGGCGCUCGGACUUUGUUCGGCCCUAGCGUUCAUAUAUAUUCUGGGACUCAUCCGCUGGAUCCUGCGUUGCGCAAUGGCCUACAGGGUCCAGAGAGCGGGAAGCCCGUUGUGAUUGGGGAGGAUUGCUGGCUGGCCGGCAAUGUUACUGUGCUGCCUGGUAUCACCAUUGGGAGAGGAUGCACGAUCGGUGCUGGCAGUGUGGUCACCAAGGAUGUACCUGCUUUCCACGUCGCUGCUGGUAAUCCGGCUAAGAUUAUCCGUCGCAUUCAGACAACAAUGACGGAAUGA